Messenger RNA from Musa acuminata subsp. malaccensis (wild Malaysian banana), 2801 nucleotides. Its product is annotated as protein PHOX1. NCBI's taxonomy places the organism in Eukaryota, Viridiplantae, Streptophyta, Magnoliopsida, Zingiberales, Musaceae. Gene Ontology annotation, molecular function: protein binding. The record is from RefSeq and is a predicted model, not a curated record.
CCCAGAAGUCAUGGGAGCACGAGGAUACCACAGCCCGCUUGGAUUCGUUAUCCCGAGACCACGAAAUAGCGAGGCGGUUGGGAAGAACCUUUUGAUGCCGUCUUCUCCAAGUCUCCUCUCUAUGCCACACGGCGAAGAAGCGAUUGCUUUGCGUGUGCCGAAGUUGGUAGGUGGAGAUUCUGGUUCGCAGGAGUAGAGGCGGUUGUUCGAUAAGGGAAAGGCGGGAUUUUUAUUUCGUCCUGGGUGGUUUCUUCUUGGCGUCGAUUUCCUCGGAGAGAACCCCUCGCUCUAGCCGAAAGAUUCAGUCCUCGCGGAGAAGGAAGACGAAAAAUCUAAGAUAAGUUUUGAUCCCGCACUUGCCUGAAGCUCUUUUCUAAAUUUCUGUAGGAAUAGUUUGGUUUCUGGGUGCAAGUUUAGGUUUUCAUUGGCGGGUAGGGAGUUUGAAGCAAAUCUUAUUGAGGGCUGUUAUAUUAGUUGGAGAAUCUUUGAGGGCUGUUCUAGUGAAUUAGAGAGAGAAAGAUGAGAUCUUUGAUGCGGGAUUAAGGUUUCAUAGCUAUUCGAUUGUGGAAAACUAGCUGUUGUGACCAAGUCCCUUUUUUUCUGCUUUCUCAUAGUACUUACUCUCUUUAUCCUUGAUCCUGAUUUGUUUGUUCUCCGAAACUUUUGCGCCUCACUGAUCAUCGAUUUGGAGUCGAAAAAAAGAUCUUUGAUUCUACUGGUGAACAAGUCUCGGAGGUUGCCUUUCUUUCCGAGAUAGGGGAAUGUAAUCUUGCCGUCGAGGCAUCUCCCAAGUAUAGUAAAUCCCUUCCAAGAGAAGCUAGGUAGUUUGAAGUCUUGAAUAAAUUGGAGUUGGCUUGUAAUUCUGAGUUUGGAGCCCAACUUCCUCACAGCCUAGGAGAUUUCUGACAGGGUAAGGAAGGCGAUGGAGAAGAAAGACAUCAUAUCGGAUGACAGUGCCGUUGUUUCACUGCAGGAAGUAGUGAUUCUGAAAGAAAGGUCAAAGAAGAAGAAGAAGAAGAAGAGCCGCAAGGCACAGGAGAAGGCGAUGACAGAGAAGCAUGUUGAAGUUAAGGAAGAACCUAUAAGGGUAGUGAAGUUAGUCUUAGGGGAUGAUAUAAGAUGGGCCCAAAUACCAGCUGAUUGCAGCAUGAUACAUCUGAGAGAGACUGUUGGUAAAAAAUUCCCUAAUUUAAAGGCCAUCCUUAUCAAGUACAAGGACAAAGAGGAUGACUUGGUGACGAUCACUACAUCUGAAGAGCUAAGGUGGGCUGAAGAAUCUGCAGAUCCUCAGGGUUCACUCAGGCUUUAUCUAACAGAAGUUAGUCCUGAGAAUGAACCAUGGCUUGCAGACAUAGAAACUAGUUCUUCAUUGAAAGGGCAGGGAAGAAAUUAUGUUGACAUUUCAGAAAAUGGAAGCGGAAAUUCUGACGAGAAGAGCUUGUCAACUUACAUUGAUGACUGGAUCGUGCAGUUUGCUCAGUUAUUCAAGAACCAGUUGGGUUUCAGUUCUGAUGCAUAUCUGAACCUUCAUGAGCUUGGUAUCAAGCUGUACUCUGAGGCAAUAGAAGAUACUGUCACGAGUGAAGAAGCCCAAGAAAUUCUUAAACUUGCUGAGGGGAAAUUUCAAGAGAUGGUGGCUCUUGCAUUGUUUAAUUGGGGAAAUGUUCAUAUGUCUCGAGCAAGGAAAAAGUUGUUCUUGUCAGAAGAUGCCUCCAAGGAAUCUGUACUUGAAAGGGUCAAAGAGGCAUACAAGUGGGCUCAUGCUGAAUAUAUUAAGGCAGGCAAGAGAUAUGAAGAAGCCUUGAAAACUAAUCCUGACUUCUAUGAAGGGCAUUUUGCACUAGCUCAGCAACAGUUUGAGCAAGCAAAGCUUUCUUGGUAUUAUGCUAUUGGAAGCAACAUAGACUUAGAUGUUUGGCCUUCGGCAGAAGUCUUUGGGUUAUUCAAUGAUGCCGAGUAUAACAUGGAAAAGGGCACGGAGAUGUGGGAAAAGAUGGAAGAGCUGCAAUUGAAGGAAUUGACCCAGCCUAGAGAAUUAAGAGGCCUCUUGGAGAAGAUGGGUAUGAAUGGUUAUUUCAAAGAGCUGCCAACAGAAGCAGCAACGGAACAGACAUCUAACAUGAGAUCUCAGAUAAACAUGCUAUGGGGCUCUAUGCUCUCUGAGCGUUCUGCUGUGGAAUUCAAACUAGGUCUUCCCACGUGGGAAGGGUGUCUCAUGGCAGCUGUGGAAAAAUUGAAACUUGCAGGAGUUUCCUCAGCUAAUGUUGCUGUUAUUAUAAGAAACCACUGUGCCAAUGCAACUGCCCAAGAAGGGUUUUCCCUUAAGAUUGAUGAGGUGGUUCAGGCAUGGAAUGAGAUGUAUGAUGCUAAAAGGGGGAUGGAUGGUUUGCCAUCUUUUCGACUUGAGCCAUUGUUUCACCAGAAGGCUCCAAAUUUGUAUCGUAUGAUGGAAAAUAUAUGAUACAUAUCUACCAGCGUCUGUCAAAAAAUACAUGAGAUCAAUGAAAGCCUUUUGUCUUUCUGUCAUCUAAGAUUUUUUCUGCAUGGAUGGAGAUCAUAAUUUGGAGGACACAAUUGACUCGAUACUUUUUGGUCACACAAAAAUUACAUCAUUGAUUGUAUUUGUUGCAACCAUCAUUUGUUCUUUGGAUAUGUUAUAGAAAGUUCUUUCCUUUUGGCCUUCGAAGGACAGUGUGUGUGAUAGUUUUUGUCAAUGGAAGCUUAUGCCUUGUACUUAAACAAGUUCUGGUAUGAUCAUCUGUAAUUGUUUGAGAGUUGAAUAGCAGAUUGUUUUUUGUCAA